Molecule: messenger RNA, 2766 nt
Organism: Siniperca chuatsi (mandarin fish)
Lineage: Eukaryota; Metazoa; Chordata; Actinopteri; Centrarchiformes; Sinipercidae
Gene: apeh1
Product: acylaminoacyl-peptide hydrolase
Exons: 23
Coding region: 115-2307 (730 amino acids)
Biological process (GO): proteolysis
Molecular function (GO): serine-type endopeptidase activity
Source: RefSeq, a predicted model, not a curated record
GUUACGUUCAUUUUCAGCUCGCUUUGUACUGGAGCUCCCAGCCUCCACUCUAUUUGUACUUACAACGGUUUAUUGUUUGCAGAGUUAAGAUAGAAGACACACAUCGUCCCUGUCAUGGAGUCACAGGUGAUGACCAACCCUGAGGAAAUUGCUAGGCUCUACAGAGAACUCAGCCUCUUCCCUUCUUUGAGCAGAGCAAAUACGGGACCUGUCAUCACCUCUCAGUAUGGAGGCAAAUACAGCAACAUCUACACAGAAUGGAGCCAGCGUGAUCUGGAGAGGAAUGAGAAUGUCAAGUUUUGCCGACAGUACAUUGUAUUCCACGAUGACAAGUCGGUGGUUUACUCUGGAGCCUCAGGAAACUGCACUGAAAUUAAAGGAGAGUUGCUAAGUAAGGAUUCCCCUUCGGGUGAAAUGAAGGCUGUUGUCAGAGAGUGCACCAUCAAAGGAGAGGACAAACAGUUUCUGGAGAUCUGGAGUAAAAACAUCAAGAUGAAGAGCAUCAAUCUAACAGCCUUAAAGAAGCAUGGCAAAGUCUAUGAAGAUGAGCAGUUUGGCUGCUUGGUUUGGUCCCACUCUGAGACCCACCUCUUGUAUGUGGCAGAAAGGAAGAGACCUAAGGCAGAAUCCUUCUUCCAGACUGAGUCACCAGAGUCGUCUACUGUUGGGGAUGAGGAGGAGACCAUGAGAGUGGAGAAAAGGGAGGCUUUAAAAGGGGAGAAGUUUGUCUUCCAUGAGGAUUGGGGAGAGGCACUGGUUGGUAAGUGCUGUCCAGUGCUUUGUGUUUUGGACAUUGAGGGUGACAACGUCUCUGUGUUGGAGGGAGUGCCUGAAAAUAUCUCACCUGGACAGGCAUUUUGGGCUCCAGGUGACACAGGUGUGGUGUUUGUAGGCUGGUGGCAUGAGCCUUUCAGACUUGGCCUCAAGUACUGCCUCAACAGGAGGUCAACUUUGUUCUAUGUGGAUCUUACCGGUGGGAAAUGUGAGCAGCUGUCAUCAGACACCAGUGCAGUGUGCUCCCCCAGACUGAGCCCAGACCAGUGUCGGAUUGUCUACCUAGAAUGUUCUGUCUAUGGACCACACACGCAGUGCAGCAGGCUCUGUAUGUAUGACUGGUAUACUAAGAAGACCUCAGUGGUGGUGGAUGUGUUGAAGCGACCUGGAGAGGAUGGCUUUACUGGUAUCUACAGCUCUCAGUUGUCCCCUCAGUGCUGGUCAGCUGAUAGUCAGCGUAUUAUCGUUGCCUGUCCUCAGCGCAGCCGCAAGGAUCUAUUGAUGGUGGAUAUAAGCACAGGGAACAUCACCUCUCUGACUUCAAAGUCUGAUGUUGGUAACUGGUGUCUGCUGAACAUAGAGAGAGAUCUGAUGGUGGUCAGUUGCUCCUCUCCAAACUGCCCUCCAAGUCUGAGGGUGGGUUUCCUUCCAGCCAGGGAUUCUCAGGAGGAAGUAGUCUGGGUUACUUUGGAAGACUCUCAGACGUUGCCAGAUAUUGACUGGCAGAUCUUGACUUUCACCCCUCCCCCAGAGCAAGACAACAGUCAAUACCCUGGCCUUGAUUUUGAAGCUUUGCUGAUCAAACCAAAGGAGGUUAAGGAUGGAGUGAAGCUGCCUCUUAUUGUCACUCCUCAUGGGGGUCCUCACUCAGUGAUUGUAGCUGACUGGCUUCUGUCCUCUUCUGUGCUGUGCAGGAUGGGCUUUGCUGUAUUACUGGUAAACUAUCGUGGCUCUCUCGGCUACGGCCAGGACAGUAUCUUCUCAUUACCUGGCAAUAUUGGCACCCAGGACGUCAAAGAUGUUCAACUUGCUGUUGAAAGUGUUCUGAAAGGUGGCGGGUUUGACAUGCAGAAGGUGGCAGUUUCUGGGGGCUCCCAUGGUGGUUUCCUGGCCUGUCAUCUGAUUGGCCAGUUCCCAGGGUUCUACAAGGCCUGUGUGGCUCGCAACCCCGUCAUCAAUUUGGCCUCUAUGAUUGGCAGCACAGACAUCCCAGACUGGUGCAUGGUUGAGGCUGGCUACGACUACAGUGCAGACUGUCUACCUGACCCUGCCGUUUGGGAACAGAUGCUGAACAAGUCCCCCAUUAAACACGUCACACAGGUACAGACACCAGUAUUGCUCACCUUAGGGGAAGAUGACAAGCGUGUACCUAACAAGCAAGGGAUUGAAUAUUACAGAGCUCUGAAAGCAAAGAAGGUCCCAGUCCGGUUGCUGUGGUACCCAGGGAACAAUCACUCUCUCUCCAAGGUGGAUGCUGAGUCUGAUGGCUUUAUGAACAUCGCUCUGUGGAUAAUUCAACACUUGUAUCAGUGAUGGUAAAUAUCAGAUAAAUACAUGGUAGUUUGCUAAUGCUGUUGUUGCAGCCAGGAAAAGACAGCAGGACACUACUGUGUGUAAGGGAUAUUCCGCUCCUGUUUCCAGGACAGUGUGAGGUCCAAUCCAAAGCCAAAGCAUUGAAAUUGCUCUCCAACCAGAACACACUUUGUAUAACUGUACUUUACUUGUAAUUUAUCUGUGGCUAUGUUGAUUGCCAUGAUUACUUCCAAUAAGUGGAUGGGAAAAUAAUUGUUUUAACGCAGCACUCGAAUAAAAGCAGUUUUGAUUGUAAUCAGAAAGACAUUGUAAUGAUAGUUUUUUUCUUUUGCAGUCUACAUACACACAGAAAAUAAAGGGCUUUUCAGUGUGUUAGUUGUGUUUGAGGUUAAAUUAACAAAGUUAAAACUGUUUUGAUUUGUUCAUACAGUGCACUUAAUAAAGCGAUUGUUAAAACAC